CGCCAUUAUAUCUGCCCGCGCCACGGUCGCCGCCACCUUGCUUAGACAGCACCCGUUCUUGCGACUUGCGAGAUGAGGGGUAUGGGCGACGACGGCAUGGGGCCGAUGGCGAUGACGCCGCCGCACCCCGGCCACGCCGCGGCGGCGGGGGCGCUGCCGCCGCCGCCGCCGGCACAGCACAAGAUGGCGACGAUGAUGCACAUGACCUUCUUCUGGGGCGACCGCGCGGUGGUCCUGUUCACGGGUUGGCCGGGGGAGCGCGGCGCGGGGAUGUACGCCCUCUGCCUCCUCUUCGUGCUCGCGCUCGCCGCGCUCACCGAGGGGCUCUCCGUGCUCUCGCGCCGCCUCGCCCGCCGCGGCGCCCCCGGCGGCGGCGGCCCGGCCCCGGCGUCCUCCGCGGCGCUGCUGACGGCGGUGCACGCGGCCAGGAUGGGGAUGGCGUACCUGGUGAUGCUGGCCGUCAUGUCGUUCAACGUGGGCGUGCUCCUCGCGGCGGUCGCCGGCCACGCCCUCGGGUUCCUCCUCGCGCGGAGCAGGGUGCGCCCGGGCGCCGGCGCCGGCGGUGCGGCGGCCCGUGAGCACGGUGGGCUCCCUCCACCGGAUGGAUCCAAGACUUAGUCUCCAUCGAUUCCGUUAAACGAGCUUGUCCAAACCAUAGCCAGCACAGACGCAAUGCACUGUAUCGGAUCCAAUGUGCACCACACCACUAGUAAACCUUGGAUGUCUCGCUAAAAUAAUUAUGAUUUGUCGACUUGCUUGGCAUCUGAUGAUUCUGAUCCAGUGCAGUGCAGUCUCCUCUAGUCAUUGUACUACUACUAUAGUUGUUUUCUUUGUAGCUUAGCUAUGGUUCAAGAUGGAAUUAUAGUUGAUGACUUGAUUGUGUCUUCUCAAUGGUUGAAUGAUUUGUUAGCACAGAAGAAUGACCAGGUUCAUGAGUGUUACUACUACGAACUGCUUGCAACUGUGUCUGCACUCUGCGCUUCACGUUCACUGCGUAAGUACUACUAGUUGACUGGACUGCCUGAAGGAGGAGGUAUCUUCAGAAGUGUACUGUAACGGCUUAUUACUGGAUAUGAUGUAAACUGGCAAAAUUGUUCGUGCCCUCAAAUCUUACGAAUUACUAUCUUUUCUGUCUGAAAAGAAGAUGCAGACCCUUUAA
This is a messenger RNA of Oryza brachyantha (malo sina), 1159 nucleotides long. RefSeq names its product copper transporter 6-like. Lineage: Eukaryota; Viridiplantae; Streptophyta; Magnoliopsida; Poales; Poaceae. The record is from RefSeq and is a predicted model, not a curated record. The transcript has a single exon. Gene Ontology annotation, cellular component: plasma membrane. Gene Ontology annotation, molecular function: copper ion transmembrane transporter activity. The coding region runs from base 73 to 618 and encodes 181 amino acids. Gene Ontology annotation, biological process: intracellular copper ion homeostasis; copper ion transmembrane transport.